AGUCGGUCGCGGUCCGAAAUGAACGGGCGGAUUUGAACCAACAAUCGCAAUCCAACGGCCCCAAAUGCAGCCCUAAACCAAAGACCACUCGAAGAGAACCCAGGGCCGCUCUUCCUGGACCUCCUCCGCCACCAGCCCGCCGGCGGCGGUCCAGUGUUCCUCCUCGCUGCCGCCGCCUCACACCGCAUCUGAGUAGUCCUCCUCCAAAAUAGGAUCCCACAACUCGGAGGAGUAGAAGAGAAGCAAAUCCAACCACGCGCUCCCUGAACAUUGAACAGGGGAGAGAGGGGAGGAGGUGCAGGGAGCGCGAUUCAUCUGACCCCGGUGCGUCGCCGUAGCAGUCGAUCGAUGGCCAAGAAGCCGGCCGCAUGCCCCAGGGCUUGAGAUUGAUUGAAGAGAUGGUCUGAACUGGGGUGGUUCACAGCACAGGGAAGCCGGUACGCAACCCUAGACCCUAGCUAGCAGCAGGCCCCAAAAGCAACGCAAAGAUGGAGGUCGGUGGGGGCAGGGGAAGCAGGGUUAAUGCACAAGUGCAGACUGCAGCGUAAGAUCAAACGCGGGAACGCACAGCUCACCUACUCCGGUCUCGUAUGGAAAUGGAAGAAACACAAGAAUGAUCGAUGCAGAAGUGUCCUCAAGGCAGACGAUGUUAUCCUCGGAAGCAAAGAUGGUGUAGGUUCGUCCAUGAAACCAACCCAGGCCAUAUUGCGCAGACCUGAUGUACAUCCGCUGUGAGAAGUGCAGAAACUGGUCCCAUGGAGAUGCCUUGGGACUUGAGGAGGCAAGGCUGGGUGAAGUCAUAUACUACAGAUGCUGCAGGUGCCGGAGGAAGGCGAGAUGUCCUCAUUCAGACGAUUAUCAUCCUAAGAGGUCUGAAGCAGAACCCAUCAGCCAAGAAAAUGCAGCUGGUAUUCUGUCAAGUGCAGAAGCUGUUGGCGCAGCAGGCGACAAUUCAUCAUAUGCUUCAUUUGGUAGAGUCGAAAACCCCGUAGAAGAAACAGUUGAUGCAUAUUCCCCAGUGGACACGGAAAGCUUUGUCCCAGAAAGUAAUGAAGACAUAAACUUUGUGGAUGGUUCUUCCCAUUCUACACAUCCAUUUGAUAAGGAAGAAAUUAAGCAGGUUAUGAAGGAUGUUCGGCCACAUGAUGCAUGCUUUUCAUGGCACACACCUGGUAAUGGUAGCUGCCGGCCAUUGGACUCUGUGGAUGGUUUUCCCCCACCAGCUCCCACGGUGGAGACCAACUUGGACAAAAACCAAACUGUCAUACUUCAGCGAGCUUUUGAUAGUUUUCGGGUGAUUGCUGCGGAGACUGGCUCAUUAUAUGAGCGGCUAAGAGAGAGGGACCUUCUCACCAAUGAUGAGAUCAUGGGGACAUUGGACAUGCUUCAGGAAAUUGCUCUACACCGUAUGCAGGAUAUUGCCUGCUGCCAAGUUGAUGACAUAAUCUACCCUGAGGUCACAGAACAACCGAUGCACAAUGCAAACACCACCACCACUACCCGGCCAUCUGAUGACGAGAGUAGUUCUAGGACUUCAGCACCAGAUGCAUAAUGAACUAUGCUACCAAGCAAUUGACCUUGAGGGUGUGUAUUUUAUUCAAGAAAUCUGGGCAUUGUACUUUAGUAAUAUAAAUGGCUAUGUUCUACCUUUCCAGCAAAAGGUAAUUUCACCUUGCCAGUGGUUAUGCUCUUUUUUUCUCGAGAAAAGCCUUUGCAUCUCUGCUUUUUAUGGAAAAGCAACAAGGUGGUGACGCUCUUGAAAAUAGUUUCCUGUUAUUUUAUUAAGGUAAAGAAAGUAAUUUGUUAUUAUGGUAAUGCGCUGUUUGCUACACUAAGGCAUUUGGCAGCGUAGUUUUAGUUCUAUGAAUGCUAUCAUAUGACUGUGCAAUUUACUGGAAAAAAAUAUAUUCAGCUUAAAAGAUCAUUUCAUCUUGGACUUUUUGUUUCUGUCACUAAGCGUGAACCUGUACUUAAUUAUGCCAGUGAACUUCGUGUUGUUUGGAUGUUGCCAUUCUUCCCUUGGCUCCCUUUUUUUAGGCCAUCCCGGUCAGCUUGGUCGUGUUUGACUGAACAUAGCAGUUAUAAUUUUGCAUGCUUCCUAAAAAGAUCAAAACACCUUCCAUUGACUGAUAACAGGAUCACCAUAAUUCGAGGUAAUUUCUAUUUGGUUCCACUGGACCCUUCUUCUAUAAUCUGUGCGUGGGCCCUCGCCUCCUUUUCCUCAGCCACUAUAGCCUGAGCUUUUUCCCCAGCUGUUAUACUAGUGAAGAAUCCACAUGACUGGAGGUGAUAAACGUCAGGGUGACGACAGACGUAGAUGAUGAAGUGCCAUACCCCUUCCAGAGACAGACGAUGCGGUGACAGCCGUGGGUGGUGGAGGCAGGCAGUGUCAGACAUCUCGAGUGCAUGAUUAGACAAUAGCCCCCGUAGGGUACUGUUAGUCGUGUUGCACGAUGAAAUAAAAGCUAGGUGGUGUCGUGAUACGAGGCACGCAGUUUCCUGUGGCAUGGGAGGAUGGGGCACCGUUGCUGACUGCCCACAACCCUGUAGCCAAUUUCACAGUAACUAGAGCUACCAUCUCAAAUCAAGUAGAUGGUCAUGACUUUCCAUCCAUGAGCAAAACAAAUGGUCUAGUACUUCACCAUGAUCGAAUUGGGGUGACCCUGGAGCCUACACGAGGUUAUUGUGAGAUGGGUAUUGGAGGCUGUGAAUUUAUUUUGGUAUCUACGGUGCUUUUGUUUGUUAUUUUAGGCAUGUACUUGCACUGCAGACUGUUCAUCCCAGCCAUGCAGAUAGUCCAUGACAGAGUUUGCCCUAAACUUGACGACACAUCACAAAGUGGAAAGAUGUGGGUAGAACAGUCUUUUUACGCCCUUAACUGACAGUAUUUAGUUAGGCCUACAAUGGGUAAAACAAAAUUGGGGCUUAUGGGAGGGAGAGUGACGACACACAUAUUAAUUGGUGUAAUGAUGAUCGAGAUCAUACUUAGUUUUUUUCAAAGAGAUCACACUUGGUGGCAAAAGCAAGCUACCAUUUCAUCUUUUACUAAUUUGUCCUGUGGACUGCUAAAACUAGAAGGAUGCUUUGACACAUCGAUGCGUAUACAGCAGGUUGGUAUUCUCUGCAAAAAAAAAAAAACAGGUUGAUCAAUCUGAUAAUU
Molecule: messenger RNA, 3160 nt
Organism: Brachypodium distachyon (stiff brome)
Lineage: Eukaryota; Viridiplantae; Streptophyta; Magnoliopsida; Poales; Poaceae
Exons: 5
Coding region: 719-1552 (277 amino acids)
Source: RefSeq, a predicted model, not a curated record